This is a messenger RNA of Zingiber officinale, 798 nucleotides long. Its product is annotated as calmodulin-1-like. Lineage: Eukaryota; Viridiplantae; Streptophyta; Magnoliopsida; Zingiberales; Zingiberaceae. The transcript is spliced from 2 exons. The record is from RefSeq and is a predicted model, not a curated record. Gene Ontology annotation, molecular function: enzyme regulator activity; calcium ion binding. The coding region runs from base 189 to 638 and encodes 149 amino acids.
AAUCAUUUAACUAGGACGUGUUGCCCUGCCCUGCCAAAGGAGCGGAGUCGACGGCAGAAAACGCUCUCGUCCCUUCGCUGCUCCAUUUCAUCGCCCUCUCGCCUUCGUCUUCUCUCCCUCUCUCUUCCACUCGCCUCUUCCUCUCUGCCUUUCCACCGCGUGAUCAAUCGAGCAAACCCGUAGGAGCCAUGGCGGACAAGCUCACCGACAACCAGAUCGCAGAGUUCAAGGAGGCAUUCAGCUUGUUCGACAAGGACGGCGACGGCAGCAUCACCACUAAGGAACUUGGGACGGUGAUGCGUUCCUUGGGUCAGAACCCAACUGAGGCUGAAUUGCAAGACAUGAUAAAUGAGGUUGAUGCAGACGGCAACGGUACGAUUGAUUUUCCAGAGUUUCUUAAUUUGAUGGCCCGCAAGAUGAAGGAUACAGAUUCAGAGGAAGAGUUGAAGGAAGCUUUCCGUGUAUUUGACAAGGACCAGAAUGGUUUCAUCUCAGCAGCUGAACUUCGUCAUGUGAUGACCAACCUGGGAGAAAAGCUUACGGACGAGGAGGUCGACGAAAUGAUUCGUGAAGCUGACGUUGACGGAGACGGUCAGAUUAACUAUGAGGAAUUUGUUAAGGUCAUGAUGGCCAAGUGAGGAAAUUUAGUUAUAAAAUGUAUUCCCUAAGCAACCAUUUUUUUUUGAAUUCUGUAGUUGUGAGACUAUAUAUUCUUUUUCCUGCCUCUCGUCGAUGGUUGUUCAACCAAACUGAACUUUUGUUUCUAUAAAGCUGCCUUUACGCGCGCUUUGGUAUUUA